GUGAGCUAUAAUUGUAUUGAUGGGUGGAUAGACUUGUUGCAUGGUCAUAAAUGUGAUGUUCAUGUAGUUACUGUACUGUACGGUACUGUGUAGACCGUUGUUGAACCCAAAAGGUGACAUGUCUGUACAGUAAUCCCCAGAGCGGUGAGCGCCUCCGACUCCGCCUUCUCCUCUACUCCGUUGUCUUUGGUUUCUUUCUCCGCACCACCAUUCUUAUCAUUAUUCCCAUCGUCAUGGCCCCAAUCACCCUCACCACGGUCGACCACGACCUGAAAGAAGUCAUCCAGCAUCUCUUUGAGAUCCAAUCCGCCGUCCACGGCUACCUCGGUCCGGAGACCCAACAGGAGCUAGUCCGGAAGAUCAAAAACCUCACUCUCUCCCUCCAAACCCUUCAAGCCCACACUGCGGCCUCGAACCCGGACGCCACCUCCGUGGCCCCGACCACCAACCCGCAGGACCCAGCGCUGGGCAGCGUGCAACUCCCACCGGAGAUUAUCGAUUACGUGGACGCAGCGCGCAAUCCGGACAUCUACACGCGCGAGUUCGUCGAGCUGGUGCAGCGCGGCAAUCAGGACCUCAAAGGCAAGAAGGAGGCGUUCCGGUCGUUUCGGGAUGUGUUGGCGCGGGAGAUCCGCGGGGCUAUGCCUGAGUGUCGAGGGGAGGUGAAGAGGGUGAUGGAGAUGACGGGAGGCGAGGAUCAGUAGGUUUUUCUGGGUUUGGAGGAGGCUGUGGGGAUUUACAAAAAGACUUUCGAAUGAGGGGUUUGGGGUUGGAGUAAGCUUAUGGGUGUUAUCGUUGCAUGGAUCUAUGGAUGGCGUUGCUGGGUGUUGUGUGAUGGGUGGUGUUUAUUCUUUGUGUAUGUAUGUACAUUAUGUCAUGGGUGUUUCAGAUCUCAAGGUGUCUUACGUUAUGACUUCACUUCUUGGAUGGGGAGCGGAGUCAAUAAGCUGCCGAUCACUACGGAGUAUUGCUACAGCCUCAGCCAGCCAGCCAGCCAGCAGAUGGGCUGUGCUAAAGGGGCCGGGAAUGAUGAGAUGGAAUUUGCAUUACGG
Molecule: messenger RNA, 1052 nt
Organism: Aspergillus saccharolyticus JOP 1030-1
Lineage: Eukaryota; Fungi; Ascomycota; Eurotiomycetes; Eurotiales; Aspergillaceae
Gene: nut2
Product: mediator complex subunit NUT2
Exons: 3
Coding region: 234-704 (156 amino acids)
Biological process (GO): regulation of transcription by RNA polymerase II
Cellular component (GO): mediator complex
Molecular function (GO): transcription coregulator activity
Source: RefSeq, a predicted model, not a curated record